AUGACGACUGCACCGCAUUUGCCGUCAAAGGCACACAGCAGCGAUGAUGUGCACCCACGGCCUAGAGGUAUCCUGAAGAAUAGUAGAUCUUUCCAGGCUGCUCCCAUCUCUGCCCCGGCUGCUACACCACCUGCCAUUCCCCCCAUCGGCGAACCCGAAGACACCAAGGAACUCACUCUCCAAAACACCCUGGUGAACGCGGGCCGACGCCGCUCCUCGUCUGCCGCCCAACCAGGCUCUUCCUCGCGCAGACAGUCUCUCGCCAGCCAACACGACGAGAACGAGCCCCGCCUGAAGUGGGAUGAAGCAAACCUGUACCUGACCGAGCAGGAGCGCACUGCGAAAAUGAAGAUCGACGAGCCAAAGACUCCUUACGCCCCGCACUACGACCCCGCCGAGGACGAAGAGGAACAUCGCCUCGAAGAGGCGAGGGAGAGUCUUAUUGACGCACAGGAUGUGGUGGUCGAUGAGCUCGAUAAGACCACCCGUGGUGGCCACCACAAGAAGGGCGUCUCAGAGGAUGAUAUUCCGGAUCUGGAGCUCGGCGAGGCUGAGGAGAAUCCUAUUGCUCCGGAGAGUCCCGAACAGCGUAUCUACCGUGAGCGUAGUAUGAGCACGGAGUCGCAUAGGAGCGAUAAACAUGUUGUCGUUAACCCUGAUACCAAUGGUGAUGUGGCUGCAGGUGAUGAUGCUCUAAUGACCACCGAGGAGGCGAAGGAGAAGCAUCGCCAGUUUGAGGAGCAUCGGAAGAAGCACUACGAGAUGAGGAAUAUCAAGGAGUUGCUUGCGCACCCCGAGGAACUGGAGGAGGAUGAAAUGGAAGAAGACGAGGACGUGGCUGAACCUCCCGCUGUUCCUCACAUCCCCGAGCAAUUCCGCAAUGGCGGUCGAUAA
This is a messenger RNA of Penicillium cataractarum, 894 nucleotides long. Its product is annotated as PP1-complex regulatory subunit GLC8. The transcript is spliced from 3 exons. The record is from RefSeq and is a predicted model, not a curated record. NCBI's taxonomy places the organism in Eukaryota, Fungi, Ascomycota, Eurotiomycetes, Eurotiales, Aspergillaceae. Gene Ontology annotation, biological process: regulation of signal transduction. Gene Ontology annotation, molecular function: protein phosphatase inhibitor activity. Bases 1 to 894 code for a protein of 297 amino acids.